Messenger RNA from Tyto alba (common barn owl), 4520 nucleotides. RefSeq names its product axin 1 (gene AXIN1). Gene Ontology annotation, biological process: negative regulation of canonical Wnt signaling pathway. Bases 357 to 2885 code for a protein of 842 amino acids. The record is from RefSeq and is a predicted model, not a curated record. The transcript is spliced from 11 exons. Lineage: Eukaryota; Metazoa; Chordata; Aves; Strigiformes; Tytonidae.
GCAGCUGUCGACGAUGUGAGCCACCAGCCAGACCCCACACUCCUCCCCGGGACGAUGCCCACCGCGCACCCGCCUCGCCCCAUCCCGCCGCGGGGCCGCCGGAGCUGCAGGCACAGAGGGCGAGCGAGGGAUGCCCUGGGGCAGAGCGGCGCUGCUGGGACAUGUGUGGAUGGCGUCCCACCCCUGGCCCCCCAAGAGGAGCAGCGAGCCUGGUGGUCCGGAGCAUGGAGAGGCAGGUGCAGGCCCGGGGCGGACCCCAAAGCUGAACAAACUUGUUCGCCUUGGAGCUACAAAUAUUGGUGAUUUGAGAUUUGAGCUCAUCCCCCGCUGUUCCUGCGCAAGCAAGGAUCGGAAAAAUGAAUAUCCAGGGGAAAGGCUUCCCCUUGGACCUCGGAGGAAGCUUCACUGAAGAUGCUCCGAGGCCACCGGUUCCUGGUGAGGAGGGGGAACUCGUGUCCACGGAUCCGAGGCCAGUUAGCCAUGGUUUCUACUCUGGUAAAAGCGAUAUGGUUAGAAAUGAGACGUCCACGGCAACACCGAGGCGCUCUGAUUUGGAUUUGGGGUACGAGCCCGAGGGGAGUGCUUCACCUACUCCACCCUACCUGAAGUGGGCUGAGUCGCUGCACUCCUUGCUGGAUGAUCAAGACGGUAUCAACCUCUUCAGGACUUUCCUGAAACAGGAGGACUGCGCGGAUCUGCUGGACUUCUGGUUUGCCUGCAGCGGCUUCAGGAAGCUGGAGCCAUGUGCGUCUAAUGAGGAGAAAAGACUCAAGCUGGCAAAAGCUAUUUACAAAAAAUACAUCCUUGACAACAAUGGCAUUGUGUCCCGGCAGAUUAAACCAGCCACAAAAAGCUUCAUCAAAGACUGCGUCAUGAAACUGCAGAUUGACCCGGACAUGUUUGACCAGGCCCAAACGGAGAUUCAGUGCAUGAUAGAAGACAAUACCUACCCUUUGUUCCUCAAGUCGGAUAUUUAUUUGGAAUACACGAGGACAGGUGGGGAAAGUCCAAAAAUUUACAGCGAUCCGAGCUCAGGGUCUGGGACAGGUAAAGGGCUACCCGGUUAUCUGCCGACUCUGAACGAGGACGAGGAGUGGAAGUGUGACCAAGAGGCCGAGCCCGAGGCCAGCAGGGACUCGGCACCUUCCAGCAGGCUCACGCAGAAGCUGCUUCUGGAGACGGCCACCCAGCGCGCUGCCUCGGCCCGGCGCUACAGCGAGGGGAGGGAGUUCAGGCAUGGGUCGUGGAGAGAGCCUGUUAACCCUUACUAUGUCAACACGGGCUACGCUUUGGCACCAGCAACCAGUGCCAAUGACAGCGAGCAGCAGAGCAUGUCCAGUGAUGCUGAUACGAUGUCGCUGACAGACAGCAGCGUAGAUGGGAUCCCACCGUACAGACUCCGCAAGCAGCAUCGCAGAGAGAUGCAAGAAAGUGCCAAAGCAAAUGGACGUGUGCCACUACCUCACAUUCCUCGUACAUACCGAAUGCCAAAGGAUAUCCAUGUUGAACCAGAGAAGUUUGCUGCAGAACUGAUCAAUCGUUUGGAGGAAGUACAAAAGGAACGUGAAGCAGAGGAGAAAUUAGAGGAGCGCCUGAAACGCGUUCGAGCGGAAGAAGAAGGUGAGGAUGCAGAUAUCUCUUCUGGUCCCUCAGUCAUUAGCCACAAGAUGCCUUCCGCCCAAGCCUUUCAUCACUUUGCUCCUCGUUACUCUGAGAUGGGCUGUGCUGGGAUGCAGAUGAGAGAUGCCCAUGAAGAAAACCCAGAAAGCAUCCUCGAUGAACAUGUACAACGUGUGAUGAAAACACCGGGCUGCCAGUCUCCAGGACCCGGCCGCCACUCUCCUAAGCCACGGUCCCCGGAAAGCGGCCACUUAGGAAAGCUGUCAGGGACACUAGGAACAAUUCCUCCAGGGCAUGGCAAGCACGCAACAAAAUCAGGAAUGAAACUGGAUGCAGCUAACUUAUACCACCAUAAACACAUCUACCACCACAUCCAUCACCACAGUGUGAUGAAACCAAAAGAGCAGAUCGAGGCCGAGGCCACGCAGCGAGUGCAGAACAGCUUUGCUUGGAAUGUAGAUUCACAUAACUAUGCAACAAAGUCACGAAACUACACUGAAAACUUGGGCAUGGCCCCUGUCCCCAUGGACUCUUUAGGCUACAGUGGGAAGGCAAGUCUGCUCUCAAAAAGAAAUGUUAAGAAGACCGAUUCAGGGAAAAGUGAUGGUGCCAACUAUGAGAUGCCAGGAUCUCCUGAAGACGUGGAGAGAAACCAGAAGAUCCUUCAGUGGAUCAUAGAAGGAGAGAAGGAGAUCAGCAGGCAUAAGAAAACAAACCAUGGCUCUUCAGGUGCUAAGAAGCAGCUGUCCCAUGAUAUGGUCCGACCCCUCUCCAUCGAGCGACCUGUUGCGGUGCAUCCGUGGGUCAGUGCACAGCUCCGAAACGUCGUCCAGCCUUCUCACCCCUUCAUCCAAGAUCCUACCAUGCCGCCCAAUCCAGCCCCCAACCCUCUCACCCAGCUGGAAGAAGCUCGCAGGAGGUUGGAAGAGGAGGAAAAAAGGGCUGGAAAACUCCCCCUUAAACAAAGCAGGUUGAAGCCCCAGAAGAGACCAGGCAGCGGCGCGUCCCAGCUGUGUGAGAACAUCGUGGUCGCUUACUACUUCUGCGGAGAGCCGAUCCCUUACCGCACCCUCGUCAAAGGGCGCGUGGUAACGCUGGGACAGUUCAAGGAGCUGCUGACCAAGAAAGGGAACUACAGGUAUUACUUUAAGAAAGUGAGUGACGAGUUCGACUGUGGUGUGGUCUUCGAGGAGGUGCGGGAGGAUGACACCAUCCUGCCCAUUUUCGAAGAGAAGAUUGUCGGGAAGGUGGAGAAGAUCGACUAAGCUCCAGGGCUGCCGAGGCGUGAGGACAGGACUGUGAAAGACUCUGGGACCGGAGGACAGGGCCUGGGGCGGGUGCCGGCGGUGCCACUGCCGCGGGCGCCGGGCGAGCCCAGGGCGGAGGGCGGCAGCCGGCUCCGGCACGGACCCGGGCAAGCUCCGGGUUGCUGGUGGACGUCGUUUCACCUCACGGACCUGCCAGUGGGAGCCUGGGCUCCCUCUCCAUACCGAAUAUAAGUGUAAUGUAGCAUUGUACAGUGCAUUAGAAAGUGUAAUAUGACCUUGUUUACUAAAGCUGCAUAUUUUUGAUAUAUUGUAAUAAAAGGAAACUAUUUCCAAUGUCACAGUGCUCUUAUGUAAAUGUAAAACGUACAGGUACUGCAGAACUCGCCCAAAGUGUACAGCCAUCCGUCUGCUCCUCGCUUUCCCAGCGCCCUGCCCUGGCCCCCCCUGGCGUGGACGGCUUCGGAGCGCUGCCGGGGCUCCCCCCGCUCCGGAGGGGCUGUGGUCCCAGCUCACCGCGGAGGAUUAUUGAGCCGUUUGGAACGAGUCGGUCUCUCACCUCCCUGGCAGUCUCAGCUGCUGGACAUGGUAGGACGGUUGUUUGUUUUUCCCUCCCGAGCUUUCUUGCGACCAAGUAAAUCCCCAAGGGAUAGAAGGGUCGGGGCCAGCUCUUGGGGCUUCGCGCCGGUGCAAGGACCGGCUCGGAGCCGGGGUGGCAGGCUGGGUGCUGGCAUCCCAUGGCCCGUGCGCUCGUGUCCCCCCGUGUGCCCCUGGAGAAGGAUUUCCUUCCCAGGAGGGUGUGCCCAGUGCUGAGCUCUGGCUUUGGUCAGAGGACUCUUUAGGAGAAACGUAAUAGGGGAGGGAACUGAUUAGACACUAAAGCUGAGGGGAAAAGAAUGACUUUUUAUGAGUCUUGUGUCUUUUGUCAGCUUCUCUGUCUCAAGGGAGGCAGCACCCCCCUCAGAGCAAAGGGGGGUUCUUGAUGCCAGUUUGUGGGGCUGGUGUAGGGCCAGGUCACCCAGCAGGGCAGCCGGCACCCUGGGAAGCCUCCUGGGCUUACUCGGACGCAAGAAAGCUGGGAGCUGCACCGGUGCUCCCACCACCCUGCCCUCGGCCCUGCCCGUCCCCCAGCCCAGGCCCUGCGCCGGCUCCUUCGCAGACCAGCCCUCGCCCGCACGCAGAACCCGGGGUGGUCCCCGAAGCCAGGGAGCUUCCACGUCGGCGCUCGCCCUGCCCGGCGCUGCUCUCAGCCGCGGUGGAGCUGCCGGGGACCCUGUGGCACCGCGCCGGGAUGCGACUCAGCCUGUUGUAUAUGUCACCGAGUGCCUUUAAAACACGGUUCUGUGACUUGCCUAUACACUACGUGAAGUCCAGCAAAAUCUGCAAUUAUUUUCAGCCCGGGAGCAGCAUCAUGAGCGUUUUUUCUCCCUGUUUUUUUUAAGUUCUAAUGGUGGUGUGUCUGGUGAGCUUGUUAACAUGCCCGGGAUUUCCGUCUCCCCCUUUUUUUCUCAGGGGGUCCCCUGUAAAUAUGUACAGUGGCCGCGCAGCCCCGGCGAUGUCUCCUCUGCAUUCUCAUGUGCUGACUUGUACAAUGAUCUUUUCAAAGGUACUUGGAUAAAAUGAAAUAAAACCCCA